AGUGGACCAUUUUGUUUUUUUCUAUCUGGAAAAAAUCUCAGACGAUAAAGUACAAAUCGACGACGGCGAUGAUCUGAGGUUCCCCUGAAUUUCACUUGAUUCCCUCUUUAUUUUCCGGGAAAAUCAAAUUUAUUUUUCUCUCCCCCAUACUACAUUGCCCUGCCUACGAGUGAGAAUAUUACGUGUUAAGCUUCUCGGAAACUCAACUUCCGUUGACGGAAGGAGCCAGAAGCAAGCAAGCUUAGAUUCGAUCGGGAUUAAAAAUUAUAGUUUUUAUAUUUUUUUCAAGGGUAACGAUCCCUAAUCGAUCUUUAAUUGGAUCCCUGGUCACACAGAUCCUUCACCGUCUAGUGAAGCUACUUUAGAGAUCGACGGCGUAGUUUCUAUCUAAUGGAUCCGACUUCUCGACCUGCUGUUGUCAUCGACAAUGGAACUGGGUAUACUAAAAUGGGAUUUGCUGGUAAUGUAGAGCCAUGUUUUAUUCUACCAACAGUAGUUGCAGUUAACGAGUCUUUUUUAAACCAAUCCAAGAGUUCUUCUAAGGCAACUUGGCAAACACAGCACAACGCUGGAGUUGCUGCGGAUCUCGAUUUCUAUAUCGGAGAUGAAGCCCUUGCGAAAUCUCGGUCUAGUAGUACUCAUAACCUUCAUUAUCCUAUUGAGCAUGGUCAAGUUGAGGAUUGGGAUGCUAUGGAAAGAUAUUGGCAACAGUGUAUAUUCAAUUAUUUGAGAUGUGAUCCUGAGGAUCAUUAUUUUCUUCUUACUGAGAGUCCUCUUACUCCUCCUGAAAGUAGAGAAUACACUGGAGAGAUUUUGUUUGAGACUUUUAAUGUUCCCGGGCUUUACAUUGCUGUUAAUUCAGUUCUUGCUCUUGCUGCUGGGUACACUACGUCAAAGUGUGAGAUGACAGGGGUUGUAGUAGAUGUUGGAGAUGGGGCAACUCAUGUUGUACCUGUUGCAGAAGGUUAUGUUAUCGGAAGCUGUAUCAAGUCAAUUCCAAUUGCUGGCAAAGAUGUCACCUUAUUUAUUCAGCAACUCAUGCGGGAAAGAGGUGAGAAUAUACCGCCAGAAGAUUCAUUCAAUGUAGCCCGUAAAGUGAAGGAAAUGUACUGCUACACUUGCUCAGACAUUGUAAAGGAGUUUAAUAAACAUGACAAAGAACCAGCAAAGUAUAUCAAACAAUGGAAAGGUGUUAAGCCAAAGACUGGUGCACCAUACACUUGUGAUGUGGGAUAUGAACGAUUCCUUGGACCCGAGGUCUUCUUUAAUCCAGAGAUAUACAGCAAUGACUUCACAACUGCGUUACCAGCUGUUAUAGACAAAUGUAUUCAGUCUGCACCAAUUGACACACGCAGAGCUCUAUAUAAGAAUAUAGUGUUGUCCGGAGGUUCAACCAUGUUCAAAGAUUUCGGAAGAAGGUUACAAAGGGAUCUUAAGAAGAUUGUUGAUGCUCGUGUUCUUGCCAACAAUGCUCGUACUGGUGGUGAAAUUACGUCUCAACCCGUGGAGGUUAAUGUGGUGAGCCAUCCUGUCCAGAGGUUUGCAGUUUGGUUUGGAGGUUCAGUGCUUUCAUCAACUCCAGAGUUUUUCGCGAGUUGCAGAACGAAAGAGGAGUAUGAGGAAUAUGGAGCAAGCAUAUGCCGUACAAAUCCGGUGUUCAAGGGAAUGUAUUGAAAGCAGCAGAUCCUUUGUGAAUGUUUGUUUGUCUGAAAUAUUCCAUUUUUUCAGUUACUUUUAGGUUCAUGAGUACGUACACACAGUGUAAGCUAGAAAGUCAAUAUUUUUCAGACAAAUAAAAGAAGAAAGUAUUUAGAA
Camelina sativa (false flax) is the source of this 1815-nucleotide messenger RNA. Its product is annotated as actin-related protein 3. The record is from RefSeq and is a predicted model, not a curated record. NCBI's taxonomy places the organism in Eukaryota, Viridiplantae, Streptophyta, Magnoliopsida, Brassicales, Brassicaceae.